GAGAACUCUUCUCCGUCUGUCAAGAAAAGGAUGUCGCGCACACCGCUGCUGGUACGAUCAUCCCCAGCGCAGGGCACAGGAUCCUAUGGAGGUUUACCGAUACUCUCGUUGAGCCCCGAUCAAUCUGACGAGGAUCAUGUGACCAGCGCCGCACGUCAUGGAAAGAAGAAGGCGAAGAGCAGGCUCUCAAACGCCGUGUCGAACACAUCCCUGAGAAGCAACCAUGGAUCUGCACGGAACUCGCCCAUUCUCACGAAUUCCGCAUCGAGACGGAGACUGAGGGAUGAAAGUGGUAGCAGCACGACGCUCAACGAGGAGCUUGGAGGACAAGAAGCCCAAUUUGAGGCUCGUUUCAACGCCAGCGCAUUAGACCCCUCGAUGGCUGGAGUUUCACCUGUGCUCGGGAGCACCAAGUCAUCAGCAUCCAGUACCAAUAUCGACAUCGACGAGGACGAGGACGACGAUGAUGUUUCUUACGGCGAAGACUUGCACGAUCAGAAAGGCAACCCAUCUGACAACUCUCCCUACGCCCAAGUCCGGGCGUCCGUCGCUGCUACUGAUAACACCACCUUAUCCAUUGAUACACCACGGAUGUGGAUUCUAUCCUUGAUAUUUGCUAUUGCCGGUUCUUCAACCAAUCUGUUUUUCUCCCUACGAUACCCUAGCGUCAGCCUUACUCCUAUUAUUGCGUUAUUGCUUGUUCACCCUCUUGGUCUGUUUUGGGACCGAAUCUUCAAACGACCGGACGACCCCGAAGAAACCUUCGUCGAUGGCUGCCGAGCCAGCCUCGCUCUACCACCUAACACACCUUGGACCCGUCGAUUUCGACUCUAUCUUGCAAAAGGCCGCUGGAAUGAAAAAGAGCAUUGCUGCGUUUAUGUCAGCAGCAACGUGUCUUUUGGAUUCGCAUUUGCUACAGAUGUUAUCGUCGAGCAAGUGAAGUUCUACCAUCAAGAUCUGGGCAUCAUGUAUCAGGUCUUGCUCAUUUUUUCCACACAGAUCCUUGGAUACUCCCUCGCUGGACUUACAAGACGGUACUUAGUACGACCGAGUGGCAUGAUCUGGCCAAGCACGUUGGUUUCCACUGCCAUGUUUACCGCAUUGCAUAAGGAUGAGAACAAGCCUGCGGAUGGGUGGACUAUCUCACCCCGGAAGUUCUUCACACGCGUCUUUUCUGGUUCCGUUGCGUUCUACUUCCUGCCUGGAUUGCUCUUCCCUGCUCUGAGUUACUUCAGCGUCAUCACCUGGUUUGCGCCCAAGAAUGUCAUCAUUGCCAACCUUUUCGGAGUUUCGUCCGGCUUGGGCUUGUUCCCUGUAACGUUCGACUGGGCACAGAUUGCCUACAUUGGAUCUCCACUUGUGACACCAUUCUGGGCUGCCCUCAACAUUCUUGGUGGGCUUGUCCUUGUCAUGUGGAUUGCGGCGCCAAUCAUGUACUACGCAAACGUCAUGUAUUCAUCCUACAUGCCGAUCCUCUCAGCUGCGGUCUGGGAUAAUACUGGUCGUCCGUACGACGUCAGCAAAAUUUUGACCGAGGACUUUCUGUUCGAUGCAGAGGCAUACAAGAAUUACAGCCGAGUGUUCCUGCCUAUCACUUACGUGCUCAGCUACGCGCUUCAAUUCGCUGCCUUGACAGCUCUGCUAUCGCACACCGCCCUCUGGCAUGGCAAAGACAUUUGGAGGCAGUGGAGCCGUUCGUGGGCAGAGAUCCGGAAGGCACCUGCAACCGAUUAUGAGCCCCUCAAUAACCUUCCAGAAGGUAACGGACGCACCGCCUCCCCUAACGCUUAUCGCCACAGGAAUAGCACAACGUCUGAGCCUGACAUGGAAGACCUUCUAGACGCUGAAGACGUGCACAAUCGACUGAUGCGAAGAUAUCCAGACGCGCCAAUGACAUGGUAUCUACUUACCGGAGUCACCAUGGCAGCUGUCGGCAUGUACGUUGUCGAGUACUAUCCAAUCCACCUCCCGUGGUACGGUCUUUUAUUGGCUCUCGGUAUUGGCGCAAUCCUGUUCAUCCCUAUCGGCAUCGUCAUGGCCAUCACCAAUCAGCAGAGCAGCAUCUACCUCAUUUGCCAACUGAUCUGCGGUGGUGUGUUCCCUGGUCGCCCCGUUGCUAACAUGGUCUUCACAACCUUUGGAUAUAUCUCCUCGACCCAAGGCCUGAAGUUCGCUUCCGACCUGAAGCUUGGCCAUUACAUGAAAAUUCCACCACGGCUCUUGUUCAGACUCCAGCUCACCGUCACCAUCGUCUCCAGCCUCACCCAAAUUGGCGUUCUGAAUUGGAUGCUGAACUACAUCCCCGGUAUAUGCACUACCGAAGCCAUCAACGGCUUCAACUGCCCCAUCGCACGCGUCCACUUCAACGGCAGCAUCCUUUGGGGUGUCGUAGGACCCAAGCGCUUCUUCGGUCCCGGCGCCCUCUACCGACCACUCGUCUGGGCUUUCCUCAUCGGCGCCGUCUCGCCCAUUAUCUUGUGGUACUUUGCGCGCAACAACCGCAAGUCAAUCCUUCGCAAAGUCAACCUCGCCGUCGUGUUUGGCAGUUUGAGUUGGAUCCCACCAGCCACAGGGCUGAACUUUUCGGUUUGGGCGAUCGUUUGCUACAUCUUCAACUAUGAGAUUCGAAAUCGUAGGAAGAAUUGGUGGAGGAAGUAUAAUAUGAUGCUGAGCGCUGCGCUUGACUCAGGUCUUGCGUUUGGUGUGGUGGUUAUCUUCUUCGGAAUUGUGUUCCCAGGGUGGAUAAAAGGGUUCAAGUGGUGGGGUACCGAGGUGUACAAACAGGGCUGCGACUACACAGCGUGCUCGUACAAAGAGGUGCCGAAGGGAAGUACUUUUGGACCGAGCGAUUGGUAGUCUCGGGUAUUGCAUUGCGUGUUGCGGGUCUUGCAUAUGCAUGGGAAAGGCGUUUUGUUGUGAUGAGCAUCCAACAG
Messenger RNA from Macroventuria anomochaeta, 2933 nucleotides. Its product is annotated as OPT-domain-containing protein. The transcript is spliced from 6 exons. Gene Ontology annotation, biological process: transmembrane transport. The record is from RefSeq and is a predicted model, not a curated record. Gene Ontology annotation, molecular function: oligopeptide transmembrane transporter activity. The coding region runs from base 31 to 2856 and encodes 941 amino acids. Lineage: Eukaryota; Fungi; Ascomycota; Dothideomycetes; Pleosporales; Didymellaceae.